UCAGGAUACAAAAGAAACAGCAGAACUAACUCGCAAAAACUCUCCCUUCUCUCUCACAAUCGCAUUGGAGAGAAUAAGCGUUGUCACCAACGGUCUUAUAGAAAUAGAGGUCUUUCAUGCCUUGGGCAGCCUUUACAUGUCGUCAAAUAUGACAGUAAACUUUGAGGUUAAUCAUACAGAACUAGAAAUAACAAGUGAAGGUGAUGAUUUCGACGUAUUCUGCGGUCCGGAAGCGGUUUGGGCAAAUAUGGUUACAGAAAUCAAAAUAUACGGCCUGGACGACAAUCAGAAUAACUACGAUAAUUACAGAAAAUCCACAACAAAUAUUGACUUGUGUGACUUGAAUAACGGCGUUAUUGCUCACGAUAUUUUCAGUGAAUCUAAUAAUUAUAUAAUUUAUUUCGUUGGAGAUAAUUAAUAGCAACUAUUGGACUGUGUACGAGUGCAAUGCUCGCUUGUAAUGCCUACACCUUAAAAGCAAAUUUUGCUAACUAAUUUAACUGUAAAGCUUUGUGUUUUGUUCUAUUGUUUGGGACCGCCGCUAGGUAAACAAUACCUUGUUAGUUAAGGCGUACGUAAUGAUUAAAUAAUAUUAUUUUAAUUCGCUUUUAUUACAACUCCCACUAGCUACUAUCCCAAGGUACAAUGUUACAAAAAUAACAAGGGAAAAACUAGAAGUAACUAACUAUGAACUGCCAAUCUAACUUAGAUAUUUUAUUGACGAGUUACUACGAGUACAACUAUUACAACUAUUACUAUAUGAGAAUAGGUACAACGAGAAUUCGAGAAUAUUUAAUCGCUCACACUUUUUCCAAUAUGUCCCUAACGGUAAUGGAUAGGUACCGCAUUACCGCAACCCCAGCUGGUAUUUAAGCCUGUACCCCAGGCGCACAAUUAAAAGUAAUUUCGCCGAACCCCAAAGAAAACCAGAAUGGUUACUAUGGAUACGAAUUACAAAUUAAAUGAAAGCUCUUUCAAAGUAUUGAUUGCAUCGUUACCAUAUUUUAUUAUUGAGCAGUUACAUAACCAUAAUGAAAGUGUUGUAACUAUUACGAAUAUUAUCACAGACUUACGCAAAACAAUAUGAACCGUUGUUUGUGUUUACUGGACAGAUAACGAACUGUAUGUACACUUCCAUUGCGGGGGACUCUGAUUACCGGAGACCUGAUAUCUUGACCCCAGAUUGAUAAAUCAGUUUUAAAUGCAGACAAGAUCAUUCUGUGUCCGGCAACUGGACUGAGAAGAUACCGCUUUUAAGAACUCUUAAUGAAACCUGAAGAUAGCCAGGAGAACCCAAGAGAAGAAAAACAAAGAAAAAGUUUCAUCAACCCAAGCCCAAGGAUGCCUAACAUCAAAAUUUUCACUGGCACUUCUCACCCAGAGAUCGCCAAAAGGAUCGUCGCAAAACUAGGAAUACCCCUCGGAAAAGCGACAACAAAAUACUUCAGCAAUAAGGAAACAAAUGUGGAAAUUGGGGAAUCAGUCAGAGGAGAAGACGUCUACAUCGUCCAAAGUGGGUGUGGGGAUAUCAACGAUAACCUAAUGGAGAUGUUUAUCAUGAUCAACGCUUGCAAGAUUGCAUCAGCGUCCCGCGUCACAGCUGUCAUCCCUUGUUUCCCAUACUCCAGACAGGACAAGAAAGAAAAGGCAAGAGCACCCAUCACAGCCAAGUUACUCGCCAACCUUGUAUCAGUAGCUGGAGCUGACCACGUCAUCACCAUCGACCUCCACGCGUCCCAAAUCCAAGGAUUCUUCAACAUCCCAGUCGACAACCUAUACGCAGAACCAGCUAUCACGAAGUGGAUCAUGGAGAAUAUACCGGAGUGGAAAACCAGUGUGAUGGUAUCACCAGACGCUGGUGGUGCUAAGAGGAUGACUGCUAUAGCUGACAGACUAGAGAUCGACUUUGCUAUAAUCCACAAAGAGAGACAAAGAGCGAACGAAGGCGACUCAACAGUGCUAGUCGGAGAUGUCAAGAACAGAAUAGCUAUCAUGGUAGAUGACUUAGCUGACACGUGCGACACAAUAGUCAAAGGAGCGGAGAAAUUGCGCGAAGCUGGAGCUAGCAAAAUAUACGCGAUAUUGAGUCACGGAAUAUUCGCUGGAAAUGCCAUUGAUAAGAUCAACAGUUCAUGUUUGGAGGCUAUUGUGGUGACGAAUACGAUACCUCAGGAGAAACACAUGAAGUUGUGUCCGAAAUUGCAGACCAUUGAUAUUUCAGUGAUGUUGGCUGAAGCGAUCAGACGCACGCAUUACGCCGAAUCAGUGUCAUACUUAUUUACUAAUGUGCCGUAUUAAGGUUUGCUGAAAUUUUACUAAGAGGUUUUAAGAAAACUUGUGAUCUUGACCGAAGAUGGAUUAAAGGGGUACAUUUAAGAAGCUGUACAUACUGUAAUCAAAGAGGGUAACAUGGAAGAGCAUGAAAAUCAUAAGAAAAUGUAUGUCGAUAUUAUUUCCAUUAUGGAUAUCUGACUAAAUAAAAAAAUCUGUAUUAAAAUAA
Ostrinia furnacalis (Asian corn borer) is the source of this 2500-nucleotide messenger RNA. RefSeq names its product ribose-phosphate pyrophosphokinase 2. The coding region runs from base 1267 to 2298 and encodes 343 amino acids. Lineage: Eukaryota; Metazoa; Arthropoda; Insecta; Lepidoptera; Crambidae. Gene Ontology annotation, cellular component: cytoplasm; ribose phosphate diphosphokinase complex. The transcript has a single exon. Gene Ontology annotation, biological process: purine nucleotide biosynthetic process; 5-phosphoribose 1-diphosphate biosynthetic process; ribonucleoside monophosphate biosynthetic process. The record is from RefSeq and is a predicted model, not a curated record. Gene Ontology annotation, molecular function: magnesium ion binding; ATP binding; ribose phosphate diphosphokinase activity.